Messenger RNA from Salvia hispanica, 1238 nucleotides. Lineage: Eukaryota; Viridiplantae; Streptophyta; Magnoliopsida; Lamiales; Lamiaceae. The record is from RefSeq and is a predicted model, not a curated record.
AUUCUCCCUUUCUGUUCCGUCUGAUGCUCUUCCCCUCUCCACUUUCUCUCUCAUCGCCGGCGAUCUUCCUCUCUCUCUUCAUUUCCUUCAAUUCAAACCUCACUCCAUUCAAUUCACUUUCGAUUCGGACCUUCUUCUCUCGCGUUGCUCGAUUUCUAGAGUUUUCCGAACAAAUGGCGAGCACCGGCACCAGCAAUAUCUACAUCCACGUCAUCGAGGACGUCAUCAACAAGGUCCGAGAUGAGUUCGUCACCGAUGGGGGUCCCGGAGAUGACGUCCUUGCUGAGCUCCAAGGAAUAUGGGAACUGAAAAUGAUGCACGCUGGCGCUAUUUUGGGUCCAAUAGAUAGGUCGGCGAAGCAGAAAGCAGCAGGAGGUCCGGUGACGCCUAAUCCCGUGCAUGAUCUUAACGUACCUUAUGAAGGCACUGAGGAGUAUGAAACUCCCACUGCUGAUAUGCUCUUUCCUCCGACCCCACUACAAACACCUAUGCAGACGCCAUUGCCGGGGAUGGCCCAGACACCAUUGCCUGGAACAGCUCAGACUCCCCUUCCUGGAACAGCUCAAACUCCUCUUCCUGGAAAUGACAGCAGUCCGUACUACAACAUUCCGACUGGUGGAACACCGAUAACCCCCAAUGAGUACUCCUCUAAUAAUGACAAUGGUGGUGAAGGUCAGAUGAGAACUGGAGGUGGAAGGCCUAGCCAAUAUAUGCAACCACCUUCAUCUUGGUUGAGUCAAAGGCCACCUCUUGAUGUGAAUGUUGCUUAUGUGGAAGGUCGGGAGGAGGGUGACAAGGGAGCGCCCAAUCAUCCACCAACUCAGGAUUUUUUCUUGAUGCCUUCUGGAAAACGAAAACGUGAGGACAUUCCUCCACAAUAUCAUUCUGGUGGAUAUAUCCCCCAACAGGAUGGAGCUGGAGAUGUUUUACCUGAGGUGUUAAAGGUGAAGUUUUGAUUCUAAGCCACAUACUAGCAACAGUAAUGCUGCCACUAAGUUGUCACAGUAUCCAGCCUCCAGGCAGUUGAUUGAUAGAAUGUGUGGUUCCUGAUUCCUGAAUAAACCCCUAUUUUGGUCUUAUUAUUUCAAAUCGUUAUUUGAGAAGUAGAAGAUUGUUAACACAAACCAUUCUGGAUUAAUGAGGCUGUCCAAAUUCAUCCUUUUUAACAAGUGGGUUCUCAUGCACGAUGUAUAUUUUUAUACACAAGAAGUUAUCCAUGGUAGACCUUAUGAAUACAU